ACUUAAUGAACUGGGAUGGGCGGGUGAAAUUAAUUGGACAGUGUGGAACCACUCGCCAUCCAUGCUGUUGCAAAAACAGUAACUGUUUUCGAGGUCCAAGCGCCGCUAUUCCCUCCCUAAACUCGCAAUGCUUGUGUGUGACAGAAAAAGCAUGCUUUUGAGUGAAUGCGUACAUAAUACCCAUUUCUUUAUAAUUCUUUCUCACUCACCCACCCUCUCUUCCCCUGUUAUUUCUUUGUUGUCUAAACACACAUUUUCCGAGUCUCCCUCACGCAAACACACACAAAUAUAAAUAAUAAUAACCAUAAUAGUAAUGCCGAAUGGUGGUCGAGUCGAUGCCAUUGGCGAUGAUUUCACCGACCUCGACAGCAUUCUUGAACAGGAUGGCCGUUACACGCCUGGUUCCAAUCUCCACUACAAUAAUAGCAAUAACAUCAACAGUAGCAAUGGCAACAAUCAUGGAUAUCGAAUCAGUUUCCAAAGUGUAGACGAUGACGAAUUGCAUCGCCUUAUGCGUGCACUAGUCACUCCAGUGCCUCAUCGUUAUUCGUCCGGGUCUCCUUGCAGCACCGAAAAUAUCGAUUGGCGUCUUAAGCGACAUGAUGACACGGCUUCUCAGGCCAGUGAUUCUUCGUCCAGUCGUAACCCAAACAACAAUAGAAGUGAAAGCGUUAUGUUGUUUAAGAAAAUAAACGAUGGUGAUGAGGAUGUAUCAUUCGACUUGGUGGCAAGUGACCUUAACGAUUUUAUCGAUCCAGUCAUGCUGGAAGGUAUCAUGUCGCGGCCUGCAAGUCGCGCGCCUCGAUCUACUACUCCUGGCCAACAGCAACUACGACAACAACCUCCACUAACACCGACUAUUCCGGAAAGGUAAAACAAAACUUGAUAUUGUAAGCAAAAAGUUACAACUUAGCCGAUAUAAACAUAUUAGGAAGAUUAGACAAGACAGUAAAAGGCAGCAGCAAAAACAAC
Messenger RNA from Zychaea mexicana, 972 nucleotides. RefSeq lists its product as uncharacterized. The transcript has 3 exons. The record is from RefSeq and is a predicted model, not a curated record. The coding region runs from base 314 to 874 and encodes 186 amino acids. Lineage: Eukaryota; Fungi; Mucoromycota; Mucoromycetes; Mucorales; Lichtheimiaceae.